GUUCAAUAUGCGCAUUUAAGUAUACUGCGUAUUAAAACGUUUUAAACUACUCGGUACUCAUAGUGCACGCCAAUAGAAAAAUAAAAUGUACCAACGAUUUUAGGAAAUUCCCAGAAGGGGGAAAAUUGCCGAAAGUACUAGAUAACGAACUGAUUAUAGCGAUCCGAGAAAGAGAUGCCGCGAAAAACCGUUUGGAAAUCAAAUGCAAGGAAAAAAAGGCGUUUGACCGAGAAAUGAAGGAAAAGUGGAAAGAUCUGGAGCAGAAAUUGAAUGAGUUGCGUGUAGAUGAGUCGGAACACGAACAAUUUUCUCUGGUGAGUACCUGCAAAUAUUAAAACUGUAAUAAAAUAUGUUGAUGAACUAAAAUAGUAAACACCAAAAAUAACAACCAAAAACUAUAUAAGAAAUGCUUUAAAAGUAUAAAAAUGUCCUUUUAUAUCUAAAACGUAUAAAAAUGGUUAUUAUUAAAAAUAUAAUAUUUUGUUUGUUAAUUAAAUCAAGCCAUUGAUAGGUACAUCAUUAUAAAUUAUUGUUGAUUUUUAUACUUAAAAUGUACAUACCUACCACUAUAAUAUAUAGGAAAACGAAUUGAAAUGCGAAAUGCUCGAGAGAAGGACGAACGAAGAUGUCGAAGUGAGGAAACGCUACGAAGAACAAAUAGUGCCAAUGCAACAGUCAAUUUUACAGCUCGAAGAAGCAUCUGAAAAAAUGCAACACAGCGUGGAGGAGUUGAAACCGUUCGAAGUAAAUACUAUACGAAUUUAUAUUAUAGUAUGUCGAACAUAUUUUUCAGCCAAAAGACGUACAAAUAGUUCAAAUUUUGAGAUUAAUGUUAAUUAUAUAAAUAAUAUAUAAUACUUUUUGUUUCGUCGUUUUUAGGAUUUUCUUGAAAAAGUCGUCAAUGAAUCGAAAGAGUUCAAAAAUAUCGACGACAUUAUUAAACGCUACGAAAACUUGACAAACGUCAGAAAGGAAUUGACGCAAAAGCACGAGAAAAAAACCGCCGACUUGAAACGUCUAACGACCGACGUGUUCAGACGUUCGAAAGUAGAAUUGAUAAUACUUAAGUUUUUUCGCGAACAUAAAUAAAAUCUUACUGAACAUAAUAUAUUACAAAUGAAAUUCAUAUAUAUAUUAUAAUAUAGGAAAAGAGCGAAGAAGCCGAGCACAUUUCUGUUGAAAUGGCGGAAGUCAUCGAAUCGUUGAGGAAGUUGGAGGACGAGAUAAUCAAAACCGACUUGGCGUAUCGUAAGAUCGAGAAUAUGGCCAAAGAAAAGAAAAUCGAAGGCGACUUGGUAACGUGUCGAUUUCUUCGUGUUUUAUUAGAACUUGUGAAUAAUAAUGUAACAGCAUCUGUACGUUUAUUAUAAGCAUAGGUGGCUGCCUCCGUGUGGAAUGUGUACAAACAAAUGUGUCGACGGGUAAAAAUGCCGGUGCCCAGUAAAAAACCGAACCUCGAAACCCAACUGGCUUUUAUUGUCGAGGAAUACAAACAGUUGACCAAAGUGUUACGCAUGGCCGAGAAAAUCCAAGAGAAAACAAAAAAAAAACCGUUGCCAAUAAACUAAAAUUGUGUUUAUUGAAAUAAAUCGAUACAACAAUUAUCAUUACCAAUUUCAAUACCUAUGUAUUGUCGGCUAUAGUAAAUUGUACAAAUUUAAAAUACACACAAAUAGUUGAUAAAAAUUUCCAAUUGACAUCAUACUUUUUUUUUUCUACUACUAUUUAAGUUAUGUAAGGUUUGUUCGUAUCGUUUUUAGUUUUACACAAUUUUAAUGUUAGUUAUUAAGAUUGGAAGAUCCCGGAAUAAUAGUUUUAACCGCACACCUGAUUCGACUUUUUUUUAAACUAAAUUUAAAGAAAACAUUUUUCUAUAUUUAGACGCAACAAUAACAUGAACG
Messenger RNA from Cinara cedri, 1901 nucleotides. The record is from the annotation of a GenBank genome assembly. NCBI's taxonomy places the organism in Eukaryota, Metazoa, Arthropoda, Insecta, Hemiptera, Aphididae.